UUUGUCCGGGCGAGCGCGGGUUAUCCGUAGCUCCGUGGCCGGGCGCCCCGUCACGUAGGUUACGCACACAAUCCCUCUCCAGGGUCCGCCUCGGCAGCUGCGCCCUCGCACACGGGGCACUCCAGCGGCCGUGACGGUGCUGGUGCGUGUCGGGGGCCCGAGGUGGAGCUGACCCAAGGCUGAGAAGAGCCUGAGCGAGUCAGGGCCGACCACGAAGCCCUACACCCGCCCUUGGGGUUGUGGGGUUCCCGCCCGCCGUUUUCCAGCUGUCUGGGCCACGUUACUCGCUGGAGGCCCAGAACUCCGUGCCCCACAAGCCCUGGCUCCCCUGCGGGAAUGUUCAAAAAUGAGUACCAGGGGGGUGCAUUUGUUGAAAUCUUCAGUGCUCAGGGGAAAAAUCCUGGAGCAAAAUGGAAGAUUCUUGGCAGUCCAUCUGUGAUUUGGAAAGAAUUUGAUAAAGAAGUUAAAAGUUUUGUGUUUGUCCUGGAAGGCAGCAGCCAAACAAACAAAAUUCAGUUACCAAAGGAAAAUAAGCAGAUCCUUGGACUGAUCCAGAGGUUUCUUGUACUUCAGAUUUACAUACCCCUGGGACAAGACUUCUCCACCGAAUUGCUAAUUACUGAUUUAGGGAAUAUCAAAAGAAGAUUGUACUUAUCAACGGUCCAUAAAGAACUGUCCUCAACCCCUCUACAUGCAAAAAUUCCACUCUUUAUGAUCAAGCGCAAAAUUUGGUGCAACCUAUGCAUUGACAUGGUAGCAUUUACCAGUGAAAUAUUUAAGGGAGCAGUUUUCCAGUCAUUGGACGGAAUUGUUGUUUCAGCUAACUGUAAGCUACGGAAGAUCUUCACAUUGAAAUCCAGGCCUCAAGAUACCGCUGAUAAAGAUGCUGGAUAUGGUGUUUCCUUUCCAACAGUUGAACCUACGGACAUUAUUCCACGAAGCUGCCAACUAACAACAGAUGUUCCCCAAGUUACACAGCUGCUAAACAUGACCAAACUACGCCAAACUAUAAUAAAAUUUGGAGGUCAUCCUCUAAGUUCAGCAGAAUCAGAUCAGUUUAUUAACAGAGGAACAGGAGGUGUGAGGAACAGUAAAAAUCAAGAUGUUUGUCAUAUUGCCUUUGGAUCCAAAGUUCUUGGACCACCUCCACUGUCUGGCAGAAGAAAUAACAUGAGGAUAUCCACUGAGACAAUAAGAUCUGUUGGGUCCAAAAAUAACCGGCCGUGCCAGAGGUCCACAGUAGAGAAGUGUGUUAGCAGUGAGGAAAGGUCACCCUUGCUGAUACCUGAGUCUGAGGAGCAAGGAGAUAAAGAAAAUCUUCACCAACUAAAGCAGACUGUACCUAUUCAUGCCAAUCUGCAUAUUAUUCAUCCACAUCCUCCUCAAGAACCAUCAGCAGAUAAGAAUAAUAACAGGAGAAGAUUAAGGUUGAAAAGCACCAGCAGAGAAAGGACAGAGACACCCAGCGGCAGCUCUUCAGGAAAUAACAGGAAUGAAGAUAGAGCGGCAGCCCUCACCUCUGCGUCCCAGCAAAAAGCAGACGCAUUGAACCUCAGCACUGCAGCACCCCAGUCUUCCCAGGAAGCAGAUGAAUGGAUAUUUCCCGAAAAUGAUGAUCACAUUUCCCAUUUGGCACCCAGCAGACAGUCUCUACUUCUGGAAGACGACUCCUGCCACACUUCACAGCUGUGGCUGGAAGCCAGUAUGGAAAGUGAACGUGACCAACAGGCAGAGAAACCCCCAAUUGUUCCAAAGGACAUUUUCACUUUUUCAUCAAGACCACGAUCGGCGCCUCGUGGAAGGACUCAGACUAUGUCCCCAGAGGGGUGCCCAUUUAUUUUGGAUCUAAAAGAGGACACCAGUGUCACCCAAUCGGAGGAUGACUUUUAUGGCAGUGACAGCAGUGAAGAGGGUAACCACAGCGUCCAGGGUUCUCCUGGUCCAACAACUAGUCCUUCAGGGUUAACUCAGUUAACAUUAGAGACCAUGCUGGAGAAGGCUGCAAGGCAGACGAGUAAAGGAUAUCUAAAAAGUGCCUACACAGAAGCAGGAGCGUCAGAAAGCCAGAAUUCCUUGGCGAAGCAGAUAGAUAUAAACAACUUUCAAACAAGUUCAGUGCCUAGAGCAUGGCUUUCUCCCCCUGGAAGAAGAAGUGAACCCUCUCAGAAAACUCCAGAUCCCAUUAUCAAAACGAAGGACACAGCCCAUCAAAUGCCAGCUUCAGUAAACAAAAGCCCCCUAAAGGAAGUCUCAGAGAAGUUGAAACCCAUUCCUGAAGUAUCGGAGUAUGACUGGAGAAACUAUCAGCCCAGCCAGAUGAGUGAAUCCGAGUUGCAAAUGCUGGCAAGCCUACGGCGGCAGCAGAACGAAGACCUGGAGGAUGCUGGGGUUUCCCAUGGCCUGAGCGCAUCCCAGGUUGACAACUGUAAUGUCAGCAUAAGUACCAGCAGUGAUGACACAACCACCUGGAACUCCUGCCUGCCACCUCCUAUUAACCAGGGUCGGCACUAUCAGAAAGAGAUGAAUCCACCAUCUCCUUCUAACCCCCGGGACUGGUUAAAUAUGCUGAGCCCACCCAUCAUUCCUCCCAGUCAGCAGCCAGCAGAGCAGCAUCAAGACUCUUCUGGAAGUCUGAGUGUCCAAGGUGAAGAGGAACUGAGUGUGGAAGAAGACGAGGAAGUGCUGACUCUUCUGUAUGACCCAUGUCUGAACUGUUACUUUGAUCCCCAGACUGGGAAAUAUUAUGAAUUGGUGUGAUCCCUCCUUCCAGGGCAAAGAAUGCCCACCCCCCAGGUGGAACAGGUCAGCAAUUCUGACUGUUGACGCUAUAAUGUGUGUGCCGGGCAGCAAGCUCGCAGAAUCAAAAGCAACUGAGAAAGGUGGAUUUCUUUUGUAAAUAAUGUUCAAUGUCAAGAAUACCUACAUUCUUUUUGUAGACAUGUGUGACUUUUUGGAACUGAAAAAGAAAUUAAUACACAGACAAGAUUUUAGGACCCUGAGUUUGUUCUUAU
This is a messenger RNA of Artibeus jamaicensis (Jamaican fruit-eating bat), 3011 nucleotides long. RefSeq names its product CFAP20 domain containing (gene CFAP20DC). The record is from RefSeq and is a predicted model, not a curated record. The coding region runs from base 337 to 2757 and encodes 806 amino acids. Lineage: Eukaryota; Metazoa; Chordata; Mammalia; Chiroptera; Phyllostomidae. The transcript is spliced from 17 exons.